AUGAUUUCAACAACGUUUUAUCAUUUUAAAUUAAUAAUUGGUCUUGUACUUUUAUGUGCAUUAAUUCAAAUAAGUGACACUCGACCUACCUUGAUUGAUGAUGAACAAGGUCCAAGUCAAGUUGAUCAUUCAUUCAUUAAUAAUUAUGGUGAUAUCAAUGAACGAUUGCAUGAUGAAAUUCCACUCGAAGAUUUUUAUAAUCUUAAAAAUCUAUUCGACUAUGAUAAUGUUCAAAUGGCUAAACGUUUAAUUAUGUUACCUCGUGUUGGUCGUCGUUCAAUUCGAUCAACAUAA
Messenger RNA from Rotaria sordida, 294 nucleotides. The record is from the annotation of a GenBank genome assembly. Lineage: Eukaryota; Metazoa; Rotifera; Eurotatoria; Philodinida; Philodinidae.